This is a messenger RNA of Callithrix jacchus (white-tufted-ear marmoset), 1546 nucleotides long. RefSeq names its product cellular communication network factor 5 (gene CCN5). Gene Ontology annotation, biological process: signal transduction; positive regulation of cell differentiation; cell adhesion. NCBI's taxonomy places the organism in Eukaryota, Metazoa, Chordata, Mammalia, Primates, Cebidae. The record is from RefSeq and is a predicted model, not a curated record. Gene Ontology annotation, cellular component: extracellular matrix; extracellular region. Gene Ontology annotation, molecular function: heparin binding; integrin binding.
CGCAGCUACCCAGAGUCAGGGCCACGGGGCUUAGGAGACCUCGGGUCAGUUCUAUAAAGGGGGUGUUUGCUGAAUGCUUCCUGUAUCUGCAGCCCCCCUGGGGUUCGGACAGGGGGUCUGGAGUAGGGCGUCACGACUAUAGCAGGGCUAGGACCCUCUUGGGCUGGGAGGAGCUAAAGAGGUCUCUGCAAGCUGUCACAGGCUCUUGGUGCUGGCACUGGCUCGGGCUUACACACACACAUACGCACAUGGACAGGGACCCAUUUGGUGGCUUUCACAGUUUCACCUUUAGGCUGAAAGCUGGCUCUGCAGGGGACAUGAGAGGCACACUGCAGACCCACCUCCUGUCCUUCUCCCUCCUCUGCCUCCUCCCAAAGGUGUGUGCCCAGCUGUGCCCAAUGCCAUGUGCCUGCCCCUGGUCACCUCCCCGAUGCCCGCUGGGAGUACCCCUGGUGAUGGAUGGCUGUGGCUGCUGCUGGGUAUGUGCACGGCGGCUGGGGGAGCCCUGCGACCAACUCCACGUCUGCGACGCCAGCCAGGGCCUGGUCUGCCAGCCCAGGGCAGGACCCGGGGGCCACGGGGCCCUGUGCCUCUUGGCAGAGGAGGACGGCAGCUGUGAGGUGAACGGCCGCCUGUAUCGGGAAGGGGAGAUCUUUCAGCCCCACUGCAGGAUCCGCUGCCGCUGCGAGGAUGGGGGCUUCACCUGUGUGCCUCUGUGCCCUGAGGAUGUGCGGGUGCCCAGCUGGGACUGCCCCCACCCCAGGAGGGUCGAGGUCCCCGGCAAGUGCUGCCCUGAGUGGGUGUGCGACCAAGGAGGGGGACUGGCAGCCCAGCCCCUUCCAGCCCAAGGACCUCAGUCUUCUGGCCUUGUCGCUUCUCUGCCUCCUGGUGUCCCCUGCCCAGAAUGGAGCACUGCCUGGGGACCCUGCUCGACCACCUGUGGGCUGGGCAUGGCCACCCGGGUGUCCAACCAGAACCGCUUCUGCCAACUGGAGACCCAGCACCGCCUGUGCCUGUCCAGGCCCUGCCCAUCCUCCAGGGGCCGCAGACCACAGAACAGGGCCUUCUAGAGCCGGGCAGGGAAUGGGGACACGGUGCGCCUGGGCCCUGUGCUAAUGGCAGAUGGCCCCUGCCCAGGCCCUUGGCUGCAGGCAACACUUCAGCUUGGGCCCACAUGCAAGACACAAAUAUUAACAUGCUGCCUGGUCUGCCUGGACCCCAACGUACAGUGUGGCUGUAAGACCUAGUCCCCUUUCCUCUAACUCACUGCUUAGGAGGUUGGCCAAGGUGUCCAGGGUCCUCUGGCCCAUUCCCUGCUAUACACACAGCCUUUAUCAAACAUGCACACGGGUGAGCUUUCUCUCCAGCUGCCUCUGGGCAAGAGAUGGGACAAGCGUUCCCUUAAUAUUGAGGCUGCAGCAGGUGCUGUACAAGAUUGGCCCUUUUUCUGGGGUAGGAUGAAGAGAAGGCACACAGAGAUUGUGGCUCUCCUGCUGCCUUUUCUGAAGUUUUGUAAAAUCGUCCCUGAAUACAAGCCUAUGUGUGA